Molecule: messenger RNA, 4098 nt
Organism: Hypoxylon fragiforme
Lineage: Eukaryota; Fungi; Ascomycota; Sordariomycetes; Xylariales; Hypoxylaceae
Exons: 3
Coding region: 564-4043 (1159 amino acids)
Source: RefSeq, a predicted model, not a curated record
GCACUGACUCUGCAGAUGCUUAAAUGUUAGGCACUAAAAUGGAUUACAUAACCUAAUCAUCGGGAGCCAAAUCCUUGUUAUUCUUUUGUCGACGGCAAUCUGAAAUUCAAUCUGCAAUCCAAUCAAUCCUUCCGACUUUCGCGAAAUAUUCUGAACGAAGCACGAUUCCAAUACCGUUUGCUCUUUCGCAUCUAUCUGAAAGAAAGAAAACUCAAGUCUUGCGUCACUACCUUUGAUCUAAAUCAUCUCAAAUCGCCUCGACGGUUAUCCUUAGAGAGGUAUUUGGCUGUCUCUUGAUGUCGAUUGACGAUUUGUGAUUUUGAACCAACGCGCGUCAACGCCUCUUGCGAUGCUAACGUACCCUUACAAGUCUUUGGAUUACGCCUUUGUCUUACUCUAGGUCAGGUAACCUGUGCACAGGCAUUUUCAGGAAUUGACGACGGAGCAUAUCCACCACCCUGCUGGUAGACUGAAGGCAUAAUUACUCCCUUGGUUGUUAUACUAAGUCGGUGAUUCACUUUCGUGAACGAACUCCCUCAUGCAUCGCGUCUACUUUCCUUAACAUGGCGGAUCAUUCUGACCUGCACGGCCCCUACCCGGGCCAGCAGUCUCGUCCUCAAUCUCGUCAACCCUUUACCCAAGCAUCGGCUUCUUUGAACCCCCCACAGGCUUACUACAGCACUUUCCAGCAGCCCAAUAUGGCUCCUGGUAACUUUGCAUCUAUUAACAAUUCAUACCAAUACAAUGCGAACAAUAUACCUGGUUUAGGCUUGGGCGCUUCUUUGCCUCAUGUAUCCUAUCGAUCCAAGACCAACAUCGCAUGGCACCCAUCAUCGCAACCUGCAAAACAUCCUGCACAGAAUCCUCCCAACAGUUCCCCGACAAAAGAGAAGACCCCUGCUUCUUCACACGAACGAGACAAUACUCGCGAGAACGCCCCAGGGAAACAACACAGCAUUCCACCAUCCCAGAGACAACCAACAUACCUACUUGAAGAAGGAGAGCUUAGCGAAGGCGAAUUUGACGAUUUAUAUGAACCGAAUGAUUCAAUUGUCAUCACUGCACCAGCCCCCCCAUCUCCUCAAGCACAGGGCAUUGUGGAAAAUACGAAUGGGAGCGUAGGUGAUGCAGAUGGAUCUUCAAUAUAUGAUGCCGGAACACCACAAGGCGGUGCUAUCACUAAUAGCACAUCUACAUCGUUCCCUACAGCGGAACGGGAAUAUUCUCCUGGUGAUAACUGGGAGCCUACGUAUCCAGAACGAGAACGGUCUGGUUCUUAUUCACCUUAUCUGUCGCCUCGAGAAUUUCAACGAAAACUAUCAGUGAGCAAGCCCAAUGCGCUCGGAGCCAAACAAACCAUAUCACCCCAUCAUCCAAUGCACUCAUUGCCAGGAAUAAAUACGUCGUCCACACAUCAACUAUUGCCGACUAUCUCUAACGGCGCAACCCAUACCACUGUCAGAGGAAGUAUCACCGUUUCUGAAUCUACGAUGUCUACAAAAAACGCCGCAGCUGCUCCCUCUUUCCAAUCUGUAUCAGAGGCUAAGAAGAAGGCCCAAGAGGCUAUCUUAGCACUAUGGCCCCUUAAGGUCAGAUAUCAACAUUAUAUCGAGGAAGGCUUUGAUGAGAAGUUCAUCAAGGGCCUUUUCACUGACCUAGGUCUCGACACAUCAUUACCGAAACAUCUUGCUGCACAAAAGGUUACAAUUGAUUCACAAGCAUCAACUAUGCCUGUGUCUACCCCUCCGAAGGCUAUGGUCGAACCACAGAAACCCAAAGACAACCCUUCAACGAUUGCACUAAAGCCAAAGGAGCCAAAGGAGCCUACGAUUACCAAAUCUACAGCAAAUACCACGGAUACCAAUGCUGCGACUGAUACCAAAGCAACUACGAAGACAGCUGCCGAAGAACGCAAGGAUAAGAUUGCCCGAAAACUGGCGGCAAAGGCACAGAAGACCACACCUGCUACGAAGCCUUCUGCACCUACUCCCUCUUCCCAACCCACACCAGCUGAUGUAAACCUGGCGAAUUCUACCAAUGCAUCACCUAUGAAGGCAAAAACUCGGGCUGAGAAUAAUGCACUACUACAUCAAAAACUUGCAGCUUUGAAGAGAUCACAAGAAAGGGCCGCGGCGGACAAAAACGUGCCGGCUAAGAAUCUAUCUGAGGGUCCGGCAAAACCUGAUACGCUUUCAACCACGCCUACCAACGGCCCGUCUACUACCAGUAUAAGAUCCAAGGAGGAGGUUUCUGUAGGCCCCGUAGUGGCGUUACCAGCACUGAAUCAGGGCUCAGGUCCUGCGGUGAAAGCGCCAUCGAAAGAAGUCAAUAUUCCAGGCCUAGCAGUAUCCCCACACCCUGUUCAGUCCAUGAACCGCAAUUUGAAACGGCCAGUUGCCUCCGAUUUCGAUCAUUAUCCCGCUCCUACCGGGUCACUUAAGAGAUCACGUACUCAAGAAACAUUAAUUAUCGACGUUAGUGACGAUGAAGACGUUGAGAUGGACAUUGGCUCUCCUACUGAUGAGCCUAACUCGUCUGGCGAAAUCAUCAACCAGCCUCUUCGUCAAGCUUCCCUUGGAGCGUUCCCACCACUAUCCGACAGCUCCAACAGAAAGCCACGCCCUAGUCCAGGAUCGAGCACUGUACCAACUCCGCCAGUUAGUGGGGCCAAGCUUGAUUUGCUACACAAGCGGAUCGAGGAGACAAAGCGCCUAAUUGCUGAGGCUGAAGCCAAGAAGGCUGUGAAAAAGCCAAGCCUCGUUCAUUCACCCGAGUCUCAGCAGUCGCCGAUACAAGCUACGACACCGCUAGAGCCACUGGACGUUUUAAAACCACGUGGGGAAAUCAAGAAAGCUGACACUGGGCGACGUGAUAGGAUCAUAAGUUAUGAAUUGCCCGCUAUCCAAGCUGCUCUGGUGAACUGCCAAGAGAAGAUGAAGCAAACUAACGCCCAAGGAGCCCAGCUUCAACUUUUGCUUCAACUUAAUAAGGAAGAAAGCGAAAGAAUGGCUGCAGAGACCGAGAGGUUAAAAAAAGAGCUCGACAUAUUGAAUGCUGAGGCGAGCGCUGCAAUAAAUGCACAAGCUCAACUUAUUCCUUCGACUACCGCCGCCGCAACCUUGCGUGCCCCUGAGUCAUCGCUUCUCAGUGAACAGCGCCGAAGCCUGGAACAGAAUGUCGAUGUAACUAUGGCAGAGAAUGACCAAGAAUCUGUCUCGACCAAGGGACAAACGGCUCCAGUUUCUUUUGUCUCCAACCCCAUAGCAAACAAUGGACCCCCCGCUAUCGCUGUCAUGGUCCAGUCAUCACAAGAUGUUACCCCGACUGAGGAAGGUCCACGCCUUGAGGUUACUAAUGGGAACCUAAUGUCUCCAAGCGCUUCAACGAACGUGUCUCCUCAAAAUAGUGGACCGUAUCCCGACAAGACGAUCGAUACGACCAAUACCUCACAAGUCCAAACAGAGGGACAAGACUUAUCUGAGAUGGACACUCUAGAGCCACCGCCCCUGGAGGAUUUAUCCUUAAUCGAUCAUGAAAUACGUGUACCAAAGGAAGCACCAGCCUCACAUGCUGAGGAUAUCAUCAGCGUGGCAGGAUCUGAGAACAGUGCGGAAGAGUAUCCUUCAUAUCAGGAGCCGAAUGGUUCACCCUUCAAGGAGCAGUCUAUGCCAUCUGCAGCUGAUGAGAUCCACGAACCUGCUCAUGAACUGACGGUGUCUGUGCCGGAGAUUUCUAGCGGAGAAGUACAGAAUAGCUCAUCUGAUGAGCAUCUCUUACUAACUUCUAUGCAGAAUGAACCUCCAAAAAAUUCACAACUGAAUGACGUACUAUCAUAUCAUAGUCCUCUUGGCUACUUCCGUGCAUACAGGUUUCACCCUAGAUUUUUUGAUGAGGUGGCCGGUGGCCUCAAGUCAAUGACUUAUAGCUCGAAAAUUGAUCCGAUGCGACCACUGUGUCCGCGUGUGUUGGCUGGAGAACAUUGCCCUGCCAGUAACUGCGAGUUUCAGCACUUUGAGAAUAUGGUGCUUCAAGGUAAGUUUUGAAUUCUGUACUUUCUUCCCCGACUGUCAUUUCUUUUUCGAAACAUCCCCCCCUUUG